AUGCCUGCGAAGCGAGCCCGCGGCGCCUCGCGGCAGCCCGCUGCGACGGCGUCGUCGACCUCGGCCGCGGCGAAGGGCGCCGCGACCUCGUCGGUGCUCGUGCACCGCUGCCGUUUCGUUGACCAGGUGCCCGAUCCGGUCGAGUCCCUCCAGUACGACCCCUCGUGCUCGCGCCUCGCGGUGCUGCGCGCCAACUCGGACAUCGAGCUGUGGUCGCUCAGCGAGGGCGGCUGGUUCCGAGAGGCGUACGUGCCGGGCGUUCCCGACACGCCCGUCCGCCGGCUCGCCCUCGGGAGCCGAACCGCGUCGCACCCGGACGGCCGCCUCUUCUCGUGCGGGCUGCACGGCGUCGUCACGGAGUGGGACCUCGCGCGUCUCUCGCCGCUCGACAACUACGACUCGCUCGGCGGCGCCGCCUGGUCGCUCGCGCUGCACGCCGGCUCUGCGCGGCUUGCGGCGGGCUGCGAGGACGGCGGCGUCACGGUGUUUGGGGUGGUGGAGGAGGGGCUCGAGAACGUGUACCGGCUGCCUGCGCGUGGCGGGCGGGUCCUCUCCCUCGCCUUCUCCUCCUCGGGCGGCCAGCUCGUCGCCGGAGGAGCGGACGGCUCGGUCCGGCUGUGGGCGCUCGGCGGCGGCGGCGCCGCGAGACACACCUGGAGACACAGCUGCCAGUUUGUGCUGGAGUCGGAGGGGCGGAAGCGGCCUCCUCUGGUGUGGGACGUGCUGCUGCUGCCCGACUCGCUCGUGGUGACCGCCGACUCGUCGGGCCGCGUCUGCUUCUACGACGGCCGGCGCGGGGCGGUAGAUGGGCACGGCACCCUCGUCAACCGCUUCCGCUCGCACGAGGCCGACGCCGACGUGCUCGCCCUCGCCGCCACUGGAGACGGGUCGCACGUCUUUGCGUCCGGCGUCGACCACAAGGCGCUGCCCCUCGACGCCGCUACCGACGCCCCGCCCUGCAUCCACACCUUGCGCCCUCCGCUCGACGAGUUCGCCGGCGCCGGCGCGGACACCGGCGACGCGGUUGCCGACGGCACCCUGGCGGCGGCGGUCCUCCGUAUCGUCUUUAACCAAGCGGCUCCCCUCUCGCUGCUGCUCUGCGCGCAGACGUGGUCGCUGCGCGUCGACCUCAACGCCGACGCCCACCCAAGUCUUCGCCGGCUGCUCACAAAGUACGGCCCGAUGCGCCUCUUUGACUUUGUGGCGCCGGGCUGCGCCGUCGUCGUCGAGCAGCCGUGGCUGCGCGUGAUGGAGCGCUUCCCGAAUGCGAUGGUCCGCCACCAGUUUGGGACGUGAAUGCAACGGCGUACUCUCGCUGCUCGCCGUCGGCGACCGUUGGCGCGUGCGUGCCUUCUUGUGACCCCACGUGCGUGCGAGCUCGGGGUGUGCGCGCACCCCGGGCGCCGCGGACAGUGCGGGUGCGGGCACGGGAAUACACAGAGAGAGAGAGAGAGAGAGAGAGAGAGAGAGAGAGAGAGAGAUUUUUAGAAGCCUACAAGAAAUGUGACAC
Molecule: messenger RNA, 1510 nt
Organism: Emiliania huxleyi CCMP1516
Lineage: Eukaryota; Haptophyta; Isochrysidales; Noelaerhabdaceae
Exons: 7
Coding region: 1-1296 (431 amino acids)
Biological process (GO): maturation of SSU-rRNA from tricistronic rRNA transcript (SSU-rRNA, 5.8S rRNA, LSU-rRNA)
Cellular component (GO): 90S preribosome; t-UTP complex; small-subunit processome
Molecular function (GO): protein binding; RNA binding
Source: RefSeq, a predicted model, not a curated record